Olea europaea var. sylvestris is the source of this 444-nucleotide messenger RNA. RefSeq lists its product as uncharacterized. The record is from RefSeq and is a predicted model, not a curated record. The coding region runs from base 1 to 444 and encodes 147 amino acids. NCBI's taxonomy places the organism in Eukaryota, Viridiplantae, Streptophyta, Magnoliopsida, Lamiales, Oleaceae. The transcript is spliced from 2 exons.
AUGGCGGCCACUGCUAAGUUUGAAAUGAGCAUGUUUGAUGGAAGGGGGGAUUUUAGUAUGUGGAGUCAGAAAAUGAAAGCUAUUUUGAUGCAACAAAGGUGUGCUAGAGCCCUAGAUAAUUCUUGGCCUGCUGAGUUACCUCCUGACAAUGUGAUCAGAACCAUAGGAGAAACUAAAACAGCUUCUGAAUUGUGGAACAAAUUGAAAGCACAAUAUGAACCAAAAACUGUUCCAAACAAAUGUUUUUUGCUAAAACAAUUCUUUUCUUUCAAAAUGGAUCCAUCUGUUGACUUAGAAGAGAACUUGAAUAGGUUUACAAAGUUGACCCAGGAUCUAGCCAACUGUGAUGAAAAAUUAUCACAAGAUCAGUUGGCUGUGGUCUUGUUGAACUCCAUUAGUGAUAGGCAUAGAGAUCUAAAGAAUGCCUUGGAAUAUGGUAGAUAA